CACAGACACAACGCACCCCAAAUGCUUGGAUGGACGGAGCCACUUAAGGACUUCCCUUCCACCUCUUUUAAGGCAAUUUUAUGAUUGGAUUCCUACCGGCUCCACUCAUUUAACAAGGGCUUUUUACAACGCGCCAACUCUGAGCGGAUAUUGCUUUUGCGCAUCACGGGAGCUGGGACUCAAGGAAUCUUCAGUGAACAUCAGGGAGCAACAAGGAGUACAAGAGCCUCAGAAACCAAGAUCUGUCUGCUGAAAUGCUCCAGAAGCUCAACAAUGCAAUAACGACCUGAAGCCAGAUAACCCAUGUUUGUCCCUCCGAACACACAGACUGAAGAGUUGCAGACACCAGUGUUUUGUGCCUGGCUGGCCCUGUGUGUGUGUGUGUUUACACACUGUACUGAAUUUAAAGCACUGUGGAGUUGAGAACUUGUGUUCAAGAGCAUGGUCCAACUGUCCACCUCAGUCUACCUGCUGGGAGGCCUUUUGGGCUUGUUUCUGCUAUCACCUGUUCUGAUGGCCCCGACACCAGCCAGCAUGUGCACAGCCUUGAAGACACUCAACGGUAGCCUCAGCAACAGGCGGCGGUACAUGAAACACAACUUCCCCAUCAACUACACCAUCAGGGUCCAUUUUGAGGAAGUCUUCAAACUGUCAAACAUUAACAGAAUGAGGUUACAUGUGGAGGGUUUGGAAGAGCUAGUUCUCCAGAGGUUGUGGUUCCAGGUCAACCGAGGCGUGUUAAAAAAGAUCAUCCGGGUUAUGCCAAAGAGACAUCCUUCACGUCAAUACACCACUGAGUUGGAAAGGCGCUUCAGGGAUGCGGAAGGCGUGUUUGUACAGUCACAUCCGGCUGAGGUGUUCCAGCAGGAGCUUCCAGAGUCCAUCCAGGACACUUGGGAUCAUUUAACAGAAGAGCCUAGCAGAGUGCCAGAGUCCAGUUGGAGAUCUGCUCCACCGAAGUCUCUCCUGGACAACCUCUGCCACACUAUGCACUGCCUCUUCAGUGAGUGCUUUGCCAGCACAGAAACGAAGCAGGACUAUUGCGUUUCCCAUUGGAAGAGAGAUUUACGCCCUCGAAGCUGAGAAGGGGGCCAGGAAGCUGCGGUGUUGAUACCAAUAAGGGGUUGGUGUCAGUAUCUCCAUUCAGCGAUAGAGAAAAGAGUGAAAGGACAAUCCAUACGGAAACAACAGAGCUCAGUCCUGAUUUGUGAACACCAAUAACUCCUUCCUAAUUAUACCAAACAGAGCUAAGAUUGUUUUGAUGAUAAUAAGGUAUUAUCAAUGGCUUUAUCACACAAAGAAGACCCUUAUUGUAGGUACAGCAGCAGCAUUUAUGGUGACUUAAUGAGCAUAUGGACUUUCUGCUAAAAUGAAAUUAUGCUUAUUGAGGACCAAUUCUCCAACUUUUAGAUUUUCCAAUUCUGUCACACAUGAAGUUUAAAUAUGUGUCUCUUGAUGGCAGCUCAGAUUGAUUCUUUGAUACUUGAGAGAUUUGUUCAUGUUCACAUAUAUGGACUAAACUGAUCAUCGAUUGGAUGUCACUGUGGCUUUAGAAAAACUCUCCUCAAAAAGCCUUUGAUGUGCUCCGGUGGAACUGAAUGGUUCGGAUCAGAGAUCAACAUGAAGCCGUAAGACAGACAAUGCAUUGUAGUGUCAUAUUGAGAAACUUCCACUGACUUUGUACCAUAUCUGAGUCUUUCACACAUCAGAGAGCUGGAGCCAGAGCAAAUGACAUGAACUGAAUUUCAAACCUACUGGCAAACUGUGCAAACCUUGAAGAGUGACCAUUAGCAUUUUUAAAUGUGUAUCAAUAUCAUAGCUCACUUUGUUCUGACACUACAAUUUGGGCCAAAAUCGAUCUUUUUUGAUAGAAUGACAUGUUCUUAAAAGGGGAAUUUCAUGAAAAACUCUCCUUUUCAUUGCUCAUGCACAUAAAUUUGCAUAUCUGGCCAUUCAGAUUUGAUUUCCCUUCAUAGUCACAUGCAGGUCCAUUAGAAUAUAUAUAUUAUGAUAAAAAUCUGGCAGGUUCAUUUUUCUCACAAGCCACUCAGAGCUUUAUUAGCUUUUUCAGGAAGGGAUCUUAAAGACAGGCGCUAAAAUGAAGCGUUCCAGACAGAAGUUAUUACAGGUACAUUAAGAAAGGCAGUAUGAUAACAAUUAAUAUACUUUUUAAACACUAAAGCAUGUAAACAUGUUCUUGUAGAAACCCAAAAUACAAGUACGAACCUGAAAAUUAGAGAACAUUUGAAAAAUGUCCUCCUUAAAUAGAUACAUAAUCUAAAAAUAACUACAUUGGAGACAUUUGUGUCAUUUAAAUAUUUGAAUUUCAUCAGGCUUGUUAAGGAUAUUUUCAGUUGCUCCUUUCAGAUGUUUAUUUAUGAACAGGCUAGAAAUGAAGGCUGAUAUAGAAUAACCUGAAACCCUAACUUCACAGAUUGAUAGACUCUAGGAUUUUAAUUCAAAACAAAUCAGUAUCUCAUGUCAUUGAUGUUCUGUCUAAGACAACCUCAGGUUGAGUCAGCUUUCCAGUUGUUAGGCUUUCUUGUGGAUUUUUAAUUGGAAUUAAACGUAUUCACUGUUUUUAAGUUUUGAGCAAUGAACACAUACUCGAUAUACUCAACAUAAGGUUUAGGGCUAUACCAAGAGUUUAAAGCUUUGUAGCUUCAUUCAUAAUGAUGCCAUUCAAAUCUUAAAUUGCUGAAUAAUGUGCAGCUGUUAUCUGUUUGCAUGUCUAUUCAUUCUAUUUAACCCUGUAUGUAUGCACAAUUGCUGUCAAAGGUAAGGGUACAGUAUUAUUAUUGUCAUACUACUCCAAAAAUGAUAUGGUAGUGGUGGCUGCGAUGAACUGUUUCCAAUACAUGUGGGCUAAUAUUUUCUAGAGCGUUGUUAAAAAGUCCAAAAGUCCAAAUAUAUUGAAAAGAGAUUGAAUAACUAUAUUUAAAUAUUUUACUUCGAAUCCUUACAUGUUUGUGUUUAACGUUUUACAUAAUAUUAUUCAUUGCGUUUACGAAAAUGUUCUCCAGCUUGCAAAGGGAGGCAAACAUCUGGAUCAAAAGGCUGGUCUUGCAACAGUCUAACAGCACAAUAAAUUACAUUAACUACGCCGCAAUAACUAAAACAAAUGUUGGUGACGGACAUUCAAAGCUUCAGCCAAAAACUAAAAUAAAUUAGAAAUAAAUGUCAUUUGGUAAAGCCCUAAUAGAGAUAAUUCUUUAAUUGAAUAUACACCAACCAAUAAAGAAUAAAACCUAUAAAUGAAGACGUCAUGCUUUGUGCAACAAAAAAAAAGGACACUGUAGGCCUUCUGGGAGUAUAUUAAUCGAUUGAGGCAAGGACGGGCUCAAGAUUAUUUGCUUACUACUUCAGGCAGUGGUGUGACUUUCAUCUUGAUGCUCCUUAUUCACUGCCUACAAAUCCUGACUUGCUGGUGUAGUCAGUUUAUAGUAUAACAAUCCUUAUCUUUAUAUAAAAAAAUAAAACAAAAUAUCAAAGAUCGAAUAGAAAAAUGUAUCUUUUACAGUAAAGUUAUACAUUUUACAUUUAAAAUUAAAUGAACAAAGAUAUAAAGUAAUUAAUAAAUAAAAAAACACUAAACAAUUUAAAAAAGUAAUAUGGUGUUUCACUUAUAAACUUCAGGUAUUUGUCCCAUAGAACUUAGUGACCCCUUAUGACUGCACCAAGUAUCUAUUUAUGAAAGCUAACUAUAAGAAGCUAAGAGUUUCAGUUCAAGCAUUUGCUCCUAAAUUCACAUACCAUAUGAUAUAUGUUCAAGUCUUGCAAUCUUAUUUGUUUCACUCUUCAGGGGGAGAAUGAUGAUGAUAUUCAAUGAUGAUGUAAUAUACAAAGUAAUGUGUUGAGAUUGAGUUUGAAAGGAGCUCUAUUCAGGAGAGCUUUAAUGAUGUAAUAAAUGAAUGAUAAUCAUUGGUGUAUUGUUCUAAAUGCAGCGUAUAUUGGUAUUACACUUAAUCAUAUAUAAAUGUACGGUUAUCUUUUUGUUACCAUAAGAGCAUUGUGUGUAUUCAAAGAUCCCUUAUUGUGAAUAUAAAAUGAUAUUUUCCCAAAACUGACAGGCAACAGCAGACAUAUGAUAACUGCAAACUGGUUGUUGCCUGUGGUCUAUAAAAACAGAUUUUUUUAUACACAAGAUAUUACAUUUAUUUAUUUUUUUGAAAUGUAUAAUGCUAUGUGCGGUACUUCAAUGAAAGAAAUACAAAUUAAAUAGCUAUUUUUUUUCAACUAA
Molecule: messenger RNA, 4240 nt
Organism: Eleginops maclovinus (Patagonian blennie)
Lineage: Eukaryota; Metazoa; Chordata; Actinopteri; Perciformes; Eleginopidae
Gene: il34
Product: interleukin 34
Exons: 8
Coding region: 442-1083 (213 amino acids)
Biological process (GO): positive regulation of protein phosphorylation; positive regulation of cell population proliferation; positive regulation of monocyte differentiation
Molecular function (GO): macrophage colony-stimulating factor receptor binding
Source: RefSeq, a predicted model, not a curated record